UGCUGCAACAUUGCCUGGGAAGCAAGUACCAGCCAGUCAUGGCCUCUGUUUCGAAGCUUCUGCUUCUCUUGUGCAGCUAUCACACUCUCACUGCUCAUGCAGGUGAUGAUCGCAGCUACAAGGUUCUUGCCACCGGUUCUCUGAAGACUGACGCCGUCUGCACCGACCCCAAAGCUACUCCGUCCUCCGGUGGCGCCACGGUGCCGUUGCACCACCGUUACGGUCCGUGCUCGCCGGUGCUUUCCAAGAAGAUGCCAACCUUGGAGGAGAUUCUCCGCCGUGACCAGCUCCGAGCUAGCUACAUCCUACGGAAGUUCUCCGGUGCCACGGGCCGCGCCGGUGACGUCCAGCAAUCGGAUGCCACCGUGCCGACCACCCUGGGCACCUCCCUGAACACGUUGGAGUACGUGAUCACCGUCGGCAUAGGCUCGCCGGCCGUGACCCAAACAUUGCUCAUAGACACCGGCAGCGACGUGUCAUGGGUGCAGUGCAGACCGUGCUCGCAGUGCCACUCCCAGGCGGACCCCCGCUUCGAUCCCAAAGCGUCGAGCACGUACUCCCCGUUCUCUUGCAGCUCGGGAACCUGCGCGCAGCUCGGCCAGGAGGGCAACGGCUGCGUGAGCUCCAAGUGCCAGUACAUUGUCAAUUACGGCGACGGAUCGAGCACGACAGGGACGUACAGCUCCGACACGCUCGCCCUGGGCUCCAACGCCGUCAAGAGCUUCCAGUUCGGGUGCAGCAACGCCGAGUCGGGCUUCAACGACCAAGCCGACGGGCUCAUGGGGCUCGGCGGCGGCGCGCAGUCGCUCGUGUCGCAGACGGCGGGGACGUUCGGCAAGGCCUUCUCGUACUGCCUCCCGUCGACUCCAGGCUCCUCAGGGUUCCUCACGCUCGGCGCUGGAAGUUCGGGCUUCGUGAAGACGCCGAUGCUCAGGAGCAGCCGGAACCCGACGUUCUACGGCGUGCUCCUUAAGGCCAUCAGGGUGGGCGGGAAGCAGCUCAACGUGCCGCCCUCGGUCUUCUCCGCCGGGUCGCUCAUGGACUCCGGCACGGUCAUCACGCGGCUUCCGGCGACGGCGUACUCGGCGCUGUCGUCGGCGUUCAAGGCCAGGAUGAAGCAGUACCCGCCGGCGCAGCCCAGCGGCAUCCUCGACACGUGCUUCGACUUCAGCGGCCAUAGCAGCGUCAGCAUACCGACCGUCGCGCUGGUGUUCUCCGGGGACGCGGUCGUCGACCUCGACCCCCACGGAAUCAUCUUGGACAACUGCCUUGCCUUCGCGGGCAACAGCGACGACGGCUCCCUCUGCAUCAUCGGCAACGUGCAACAGCGGACGCUCGAAGUGCUGUACGACGUCGGCCAGGGCGCCGUGGGGUUCCGGGCUGGGGCUUGCUGAUCGGCGCGCGUAAGGACAUUGUCCCUACCACACUGCGGGGAGGUAGCACGAUAGGCUUCUCUCGCGUGGUUGUCUACUUGUUUGUGGUUGCGAAAUAAGGGAGGGGUUGGAAAAUAAGGUAUAUUUAAGUUUAUUUUAAUUUAUAAAUAAUUUAUGAGUAAAAACUGAUAAAAUGAUAUGAUUAUAUCAUCAGAGCAUAAUCUAGACAUGUGUACGAAAAUACAACAUAUGACUAGAUCUACUAUAUUCAAAAUUAAAAAUCGCAGUAAAUAAAGUACAAGUAACAUAUUUUUUACGUAUU
Molecule: messenger RNA, 1695 nt
Organism: Phragmites australis (common reed)
Lineage: Eukaryota; Viridiplantae; Streptophyta; Magnoliopsida; Poales; Poaceae
Product: aspartyl protease family protein At5g10770-like
Exons: 2
Coding region: 39-1394 (451 amino acids)
Biological process (GO): proteolysis
Molecular function (GO): aspartic-type endopeptidase activity
Source: RefSeq, a predicted model, not a curated record